AUGCCUCUCCCGGGCAAACGAAUCAUCCUCUGCCUGGACGGUACCUGGGUCAACAGCGACAAAGGGUACAACAGGCCGACGCUGGACCAGCCGAACGCCACGCUGCAGGUGCCAUCGAACGUGACGCGUCUUUAUCGGUCGCUCAAGAAGCGCGAUCUCGAUGGGACAGGCCAGGUGCUGUACUACCAGCCGGGGGUGGGUAGUACCGGGGGCAUCGCUGAUACCAUUGCUGGGGGUGUGUUUGGAGCUGGGGUUUCGGAGAAUAUGCGCGAGGCGUAUAGCUUUGUUGCGGCGAAUUAUGAGGCUGGUGACGAGAUUAUUCUUGUGGGCUUCUCGCGUGGUGCGUUUACUGCGCGUGGCGUUGCGGGUUUGAUAUCAGAGAUCGGGCUGCUCAAUUCCAAGGGCAUGGAAGUCUUUUAUCCCAUAUUUAAGGAUGUUCAGAACUUGCGCAAUCCGCAUUACAAAGACAAGUUUCCUACUGUGCCGUUUCCCAACAAGCCGAUACCGCCGGACCGCGGGAAGGAAUAUCGACGGCGACUUGAAGAGGGUGGGUUCACUCGACUGUACGAUCCGGACGGAUACAAAAUCACAAUCCGCUGCGUCGCCGUCUGGGACACAGUCGGCAGUCUAGGAAUCCCCGACAUAAGCCUAACAAACAAACUCGAAAUCCCAUUCUACGACACCCACCUAACAAACGACAUCCAAUACGCCUUCCAAGCCCUAGCACUCGACGAAGACCGGGCUUCAUUCUCCCCCGCAAUCUGGGAACGCCCCCCAAACGUCCUCACCGACCUCCGCCAAGUCUGGUUCCCAGGCGCCCACUCGAAUAUCGGCGGCGGGCUACCGGACCAAGAACUCGCAAACGUAACCAUGGCCUGGAUGAUGGACCAGCUCUCCUCAAUAGGCGUGUCCUUUGAAGAAGACACGAUAUAUCGAAUGUUCAAAGAAAGCGUGCAGUACUACUACAACUGCGGCCAAGCCUCGAAACCGCGACCCGAUAGUCCGGACCGGAAACGACAUACCCAAUGGGCUCUGGACUCUAUCGUCGAGGACCAUGCCCCCGUUCGACCCUGGGCGCUCGGCGAGAUUGUCCAGCCUGAGACGGGGCUGUAUAAGCUAGCCGGUAAAACGACCCGUACACCGGGGAUGUACCACGCCGUGGAUCGGGAGACGGGGGCGAGCACGCCAUAUUUUCUUCGCGAUACGAAUGAGCGCAUUCAUCGGAGUGUGCGGAUCAGGCUUUCGCUUGAGGGGUUGGGGUAUGAUGAUCGGGGUUUGUAUAAGUGUCGGGCGUUGCUACGGAAGGGGCCGUGGGAUUUGAGGAGGAUACGGUAUGUGGUCCGGUUGAAGAGGGAGGUUGUUAAUGAGAUUGGUGUGCUAGAGGAGGUUAUGCAGGAGCGCGAGGAGGAGGGUUGGGGGUGGAUGUUUGAGGGGGAUGAGAGGGAUGCGCCGCCGAAUACGCUUUUGAUGGAGGAAGAGCUGGGGAGGUUUGAGAAUGAGCUUUUGAGGUUGAAUAAAGGUUUGUUUAUAUGA
Molecule: messenger RNA, 1533 nt
Organism: Penicillium argentinense
Lineage: Eukaryota; Fungi; Ascomycota; Eurotiomycetes; Eurotiales; Aspergillaceae
Product: T6SS phospholipase effector Tle1-like catalytic domain-containing protein
Exons: 6
Coding region: 1-1533 (510 amino acids)
Source: RefSeq, a predicted model, not a curated record